CCUCGCUCGCCUCUCCACCGAAGCCCUAGCCGGGCUCCUGGUGCUCUCCUCCCGCCGUCGCCAGCCAUGGACGCGGAGCAGCUCCUAACGUACAUCUACACCUGCCUCCCCGAGCCGCCAGUCUACGACACCGCUCGCCUCGCCGCCCGCCGUGCCGCCCCCUACCACGGCGUCGACCGCAUCAGCGGCCUCUCCGACGCGCUCCUCCACGACAUCGUCUCCCGCCUCCCCUUCAAGGACGCCGCGCGCACCGCCGUACUCGCCACGCGCUGGCGCCGGGUCUGGCUCUCGGCCCCGCUCGUCGUCGUCGACACCCACCACCUGGACCACUGGCCCCCGACUCGCGCCGACGCGCCGGCCGUCACCGCCGCGGUGUCGCGCGCCCUCGCCGCGCACCCCGGGCCCUUCCGCUGCGUCCACCUCGUCUCCAGCCACAUGGACGGGUACCCGGCCCAGCUCAAGCGCUGGCUCCGUCUCCUCGCCGCCAAGGGAGUCCAGGAGCUCGUCCUCGUCAACCGCCCCUGCCCGCGCCAGGUGCCUCUCCCCGGCACACUCUUCCGCGUGGCCACCCUCACCCGCCUCUACGUCGGCGUCUGGAAGUUCCCGGACGCGGCCUGCCUCGGCGACGCCUCCUUCCCCAACCUCCGCGAGCUCGGCAUCUUCAGCGUUGCCAUGGAGAAAGGGGACAUCGAAGCCGUCGUCGCCAGGAGCCCCGUUCUCGAGAUCCUCAACAUUCAAGGGAGCGUCAAGGGGUUGGGUCUCCACCUCAUCAGCCAGAGCCUCCGAUGCGUGCAGAUCUGCGAUUCCGUGAUGGAGAACAUCGUCGUGGUGGACACCCCGCGUCUCGAGCGGCUCAUCCUGUACAAGGUCCGGGGAUCUCUCAACCCUGCCAGUGUCCUGCGGACCGGGAUCAAGAUUGGCAAUGCCCCCAAGCUGGAAAUGUUCGGGUAUCUGGAGCCAGGAAAGUACGUGCUUCAGGCCGGAGACACCAUCAUCAUGCCCGGGAUGAAGCCAAGCGCAAGCACUAUGUUUACGAGCGUGACUAUCCUGAGCCUGAAUGUCCGUUUUGGAGUCCACGAUGAUGCCAAUAUGGUGGCUACCUUCCUAAAGUGCUUUCCCAACGCAUCGAGUCUGCAUAUCAGGUGUGAACAAUGUGAUGAACCCGCUGGGAAGCUCGUACUUAAGUUCUGGGAGGAGGUUGGUCCCAUCGUGAGUGUCAUGUUGCGCAUAGGGGUGAUGACUAUCCGUGAAUUCCGAGGGGAGGAGGGUGAGAUGGCUUUUCUCAAGUACUUCUUCACGAACGCGAGGGAGCUGAAGUAUGCGGCGAUAAUCUUCCCCAAUCCAAGCUUCUCUUCAAUUUCAAAGAACGAUGCAUGCUCCAAAGCAAACUAUCUGACCUCUCUGAACUGGGCCACUCAAGGCUGCGGAUUCAUGGUGUAUGGGAGUUCAGAUCCUGAAGGAGGCAGACCGUGGUGCUUCAAGACCGGAGCAAUUUUUUCGCGUGACCCUUUCUCGUGGUGAAGUCAAAAGCUCCAACAUAUCUCAUGGUCCAAAGCUUAAUGCAUGUGGGAGUGUUUAGUGUCAAUCGUUUGCAACAUGGUACUCCCUCCGUUCCAAAUUACUCGUCGCUGAAAUGGAUCUAUCUAGAACUAAAAUACAUCUAGAUACAUCCAUAUGUGCGACAAGUAAUUCGGUACGGAGGGAGUACAUGGUAUCGUUUUGGUUAGUGUUUAUGAUCAGCUUGGAAGUGUUGAGGUUAGUAUAGUUAGUAGUGGUGCUGGUGUGCUACCUACUGUUGAUGAGAAAUCAGUACUCUCUCUAUGCCUGGGUUUAUCUUGGUGGUGAUGGUUGCCUGAUAAGGCAUGUAAAUGAUGAAUGUGCAAACUAACCUCGU
Messenger RNA from Triticum dicoccoides, 1894 nucleotides. Its product is annotated as F-box/FBD/LRR-repeat protein At1g13570-like. The transcript has 3 exons. The record is from RefSeq and is a predicted model, not a curated record. Gene Ontology annotation, molecular function: protein binding. The coding region runs from base 67 to 1521 and encodes 484 amino acids. Lineage: Eukaryota; Viridiplantae; Streptophyta; Magnoliopsida; Poales; Poaceae.